This is a messenger RNA of Brassica oleracea var. oleracea, 958 nucleotides long. Its product is annotated as ethylene-responsive transcription factor ERF013. Lineage: Eukaryota; Viridiplantae; Streptophyta; Magnoliopsida; Brassicales; Brassicaceae. The record is from RefSeq and is a predicted model, not a curated record. Gene Ontology annotation, biological process: regulation of DNA-templated transcription. Gene Ontology annotation, molecular function: DNA binding; DNA-binding transcription factor activity. The transcript has a single exon. The coding region runs from base 69 to 773 and encodes 234 amino acids.
UAUUUUCCAUCAAAAAUACUUUUUCUCACAUUAACAUUUAUAUCAAACACACAACAUUAUCAUACAAUAUGGUGAAACAUGAACGUAAGAUCCAAGUUACCACUUCCUCAUCGUCACUGUCUCAAUCUUCUUCUUUUACUUCUUCCUCGUUGGCAUUGCAUCAUCAAUCUUGUAAGGACAAGAUAAAGAAAUACAAAGGAGUAAGAAUGAGAAGCUGGGGAUCAUGGGUCUCUGAGAUUAGGGCACCAAAUCAAAAGACAAGAAUCUGGUUAGGUUCUUACUCAACCGCAGAAGCAGCUGCUAGGGCUUACGAUGCUGCUCUCUUGUGUCUUAAAGGCCCUAAAGCCAAUCUCAACUUCCCAAGCACUACUUCUCAGUUUCUUAUUGACAUCGAUGAAAAGACUCCUCUGUCCCCUAAAUCAAUCCAAAAGGUCGCCGCUCAAGCUGCUAACUCCAUCUCUUCUGACGUAUUUACCCCUCCCUCCUUCUCCAAUGAUGCUGAUGAUCAUCAUGAUGAUGGUAUUCAAAACCAUCCGUCUCCUUCAUCUUCAGCAGCUUCUUCUCCACCAGAUGAUCAUCAUAAUGAUGAUGACUUAGUAUCGUUGAUGGCAUCAUUCGCUGAUGAACAUGUGUCUUUGAUGGAUCCAUCAUGGUAUGAUCAUAGUGAGAUGUUCUUCAUCAACGGAGCCUUCGAUUAUUCUCCACACAGCUCCAAGACAACGAUGGAUGAGUUAUACGACGAUGCUGAUAUUCAGCUAUGGAGUUUCAGUUGAUCCCUCGGUCCAUAUUAUUCUAUACGAAACAAUUUCAUUUCACAUUAUUUCAUUCAAUUUAUUCUUUUAAAUCUAUCAAUUAUGAUUCGUCGUGUAGUUUCUUCAAGUUGUUUGUUGCUCGAAAGGAAUUAACGACAUAUAUGUAAUUUUCUUAAUAUAUAUAUUAAAUAUACCCACUAAUUUAA